AUGCCUCAGCAGGAGCCAGCAGCACCAGCAGAUGCUGGCAGGAUGACGACACCUAUGCCAGACCUUAAUGGUGCUCAUCUUGAGAUCGAGCUCACCGGUAGCAUAUCCGAAGGAAGAAUCGGUCUCGCAUACUCUGCUCGAGUUAUUCACAACACGGCAGACUUGGACCUCCCUGACCUUUGCAUCAAAUUGGUGAAGCCAAAGUAUGGCAGGACUUUGGCACGGGAAGCCUGGUUCUAUGAGCAGCUCGCUCGUGAACCAGGAUACGAAGGAGUGGUUACUCCUCGCUGUUUUGGGUUCUUCACUGUACCGCUUAAAGACUGCUUGGAUGUGAAAGGGCAACCUGUGUCACAUAUCAAACCUUGGGAGAAUAUUACCCUCAACCUACCGGAGCCAGAUCCCGAAGACACCGAUGAGUCAGCCCAGAAAGAGGAUAGAGAUUGGUGGCUUCCUAAUGAUCCUUCGGGUCUUGACGGUUUCUUCAAGGACGACGAUGGUUGGAAGAGUGGUUCACCUUGGAAUAAAUGGCGAGCUUCUCCAUCGGAGCCCUUUGUAUGUGUCCUUGUGCUGGAAAAGUUGGGCAAGUUCUAUAUCUCUCCACAAGAAUACAUUGGGAAUAAAGUAGACGAACGUGAGGAGGUAGAGCUCAAUGAUAUCCGCGAUGUCGUGCGUGACGUGAGUUCCACUAGAAUCUUGCACAGAGAUCUUCGGUAUUGCAACAUCGUGCGAGCCCCCAACGAUGUUAUUUGUUCUCGGCAUGGACGUGCGCACCAGUGGCGAUUGAUUGAUUUCGACAUAGCGGCGAAGGUAUACAUCUCGCCUGAGACCCCGGUGGAUUCCAAAUAUGCGCAGGACGCGCAAGUCAGAGUGAUUGGCACAUCUAGCUCCGGAGCCAUGCGGGGCGAGCUGCUGGGUUUCACAUCUGAGGCCGUGCCUCCUUUACAUGCUCAGUUGCUGUAA
This is a messenger RNA of Serpula lacrymans var. lacrymans S7.9, 960 nucleotides long. RefSeq lists its product as uncharacterized. The transcript is spliced from 4 exons. Lineage: Eukaryota; Fungi; Basidiomycota; Agaricomycetes; Boletales; Serpulaceae. The record is from RefSeq and is a predicted model, not a curated record. Bases 1 to 960 code for a protein of 319 amino acids.